AUUCAGGUCCUUUGGUUUUGAAUAUAACCUUAUCUAGAGUACAAAAAUUCAAAGAAAAUUACUAAACAACAAUUUUCACCAGUAAUAAUUCCAGUGGGAUUAUCUUCCAGUUUUUAACCUUUUCAUUUUUAGUAGUGAAAGCUUAGUAACUUGUUCUAAAUGUCCGAGCAUGCGGAAUUAGCAUAACAACAUUAUAAUGCAAUAAAAUUAUCAUGGUCUGUUGAGCAUAACGGUUAGAAAACAGAAUUUACAUUUGUAGCCAUGGAAGUGUAAACGGAAGUUUUGAAUAUUGGAGACUCAAAAAACGUGACAUCAGCCACGGACUUCACCGUCGGUUUUGUUUUCCGAAUCUAUAAAAAGGGUUACUUCUCUUAAAUCAUCUUCAAUUUUAGCGAUGUUUUGAAAGGAAGAUUAACUCGAAUUGGCGAUUUUUGUGGCAUGAGGCUUAACAAGAUAUUUCUAAACACACCGAACGUUUAGCAAUAUAAUAAUAAUAAAUGAUUUUGUUGCCUUCAAGGUGACCACUGACACUUUCUAACUUACUUGCCAAGUUAUAUAUUCAAGGUUUAUAAACGUCCUCUAGUGAAUAAAAAUUUGGUUUUGUGCAUCAGGAACCGCUAAAUUGUGAGGUGUGCUUCUAUUAACAAUUCACUAACUUUAUAAAUUAAGUCUACAUGAAAAAAUAGAACCGCGUUAAGUAUUUGAAUUAAUUUAUUUUAAAAGGUAACAAAAACUUCCGAGACAACGCGCUGAGUGAUAUUGUUGUUGAUCACCUCGGGUGACAUAAAAUGAGGGUGAUUUUUGAGCCAAUGGUCGGAAGAAUUUUAAAAAAUCACUUUUUGUGAUAAAAUAAAAAUACGUAUACGUAAACGUCUGCAAUUUCAUGACACUUAAGUCAAAUUUUGUUAAUAAAUCAAAGCAGACCACAAAAGAUAACCUUUUAAAAUAAGAACUAAAAAAAUAUGCCAUUUAAUAGUAGAGUAAAAAUUCAAGUGCAUAGCAAUUUCAACUGAUAAAACUUGGUAUGGUUCACAUGAUUUAAUUUUGAACAUGUCGAUACUUUUUCAGUAUUUUCUUUUAACAACCCACGUUAAACAUAAAUAAGCCUUUGUCACACAAGUUUUGAGUUGAUUGGUUGUCACUGUAGCGAUUAAAUCAGAUAGUUCUUUCAAAACCGCGCUGAAUAAAUUACGAAAAGCGAACGCAAGUUACGACAGGUGUAGUGAAAGCUUCAAUCACAGUUCACGAUAAUCCAAAAUGUUUUACAUCUGGGCGUGAAGAACUGAGCUUCGCAGUGUUGCGCUAACGACCAACGGAAAUAACUUAAGUUUCUUCGCUGACCGCCAAAGCAGGUGUCACAGACGAAAGGAACGUUUCAAGAGAUAUUUAAAACUGAAAACGGAGAUAAGCCGUAAAAAUUUUAACUUUUCUCGCUUACUUGAGGGCAAAAUUUACUCCAGGUAGCUUUAAGAGUAUUUUCAUAACUCGUUUUAAUCAAAUCGACGAGGACUUCACCAUAAGGGCGAGCUCGUCACGGAUUGAAUACUUCAACAUUACAGCGACUAACAAGAAAGCGUUUCAAGAUGAGAGUAGGUUUAGAUUCAUCUAGUGAAGAAGAGGAGCCACUCUUUGACAUGGAGGACGUAGAACGACGAGCCUUUGAUAAAGACAGGGACUUGUCAUUAUGGAAACGAUUUCUGAUCACAGUGAAAAAACUCGGUGAAGACAGAAACAGUCUGAAGUCCACUCUGUGUUACUGUGGUGUGUUCAUGGUGUUUGGAAUGUCAGAUGAAAUUUUAGGUCCCACUUUACUGGAGCUUAAAUGUUUAACAGGAAAAUCCAUAACUAUAAUGAGCGUGUUAUUUUUUGUUCACGAUCUGUGCAACGUCUUCGGAUCAACUUCGGGUGGAUACCUAGUAGAUCGUUUUAAUCCCAAUGUACUGGUGACAAUAGCACUCGGCCUCAGUGCCAUGUGCAUCAUUGCCAUACCACUCAGUCAUAUAUUCAUCAUCAUGCUGUUUUUGGCGGGAAUAUUUGGCGGGUGUUUUGGCGCUACCGACACGUUCACAACAGUGCAGCUAAUACGCAUGUACGGCAAACAGGUAUCACCGUAUUUGCAGGCUCUUCACUUCGCGUACGGCGUUGGAGGAUUCUUGAGCCCGCUGAUAGCAAGACCUUUUCUGCGGAGUCGCUGUGUCCUGGUAGUGAACUACACAACUAUCAUCGAUGAAUGGCCCUACGCCAAUUCUACUUCUGGUAUUGAUAAUUCAACUCAUAUUUUCCACACACAGGAGGAAAUGCACCGUGAUACGCAUGUGCGGUGGGCCUAUUGGAUUGUAGCACUGCUGCACCUUCCAGUAAUAUUUGGUUUACUGUGGCUGAUGUUCACGCGCAAGUUGGCAAAAAUCACAGGAACUCUCAAGAAAUACGAAUAUGAGAUGUAUGAUGAACAGAGACUCAAUAAUCCGGGUUAUAACCAUCACAUGGUGACUUUGUACCUUAAUGGAAACCCCCCGUGGCUUAAGGUCUUCGGUGACGAUCAAAAACCGAGGGUUGUUCUUGUUACAGUUCUGACGUCAUUGAUUCUGCUUCUGUACGAUGGACUGAUGGCCACGUUUGGUGCUUAUGUGUACUCGUACGCAGUGAAAGGUGCUGUGCACAUCAAGCCGAGUCACGCAGCUUAUCUCAACUCUCUAUUUUGGGGUUCUUUGUCAGUUGGUCGAUUUGUGUCCAUUCCAGUGGCAAUGUACGUCAAACCUCCCACCAUGUUGAUGAUAAACCUGGUUGGCUGCCUUUCUUCAACUCUCUUCAUGUUGAUUUUCGAAGAGAGUGAGCCUGCAUUAUGGUUGGGAACCAGCGGUGCUGGACUAUUCAUGAGCAGCGUCUUCCCAACAAGCAUUGCGCUCGCUGAGUACUACAUUGACCUCACAGCCCCAGUGACAAGUGUAAUGAUAGUCAGCGCAGCCCUUGGUGAACUAAUCCUGCCCCUGGUAGUCGGACAGGUAUUUGAGAGACUAGGUCCUGUUAGUUUCCUGGCGAUUGCCUUCUGCGCAUGCUUCAUGGCUCUGAUGAUCUUCAUUCUUUUGCGGUCAGCGGAAAGAUCAGAGACUGACUGGCUUGGAUUUUUCUGGUUCGUCUGGUGCGGUUCGCCUCCAAGCUCUGCUAAUCAACCUACAUACCAAACCCAAACACCCGAGCCCACUCCUACUGUGAAAACUGAUGACAGUCCUCCAAUAGAGACAGUUGAACUGAACAUUCAGGGAUAACAAACAUCGGUUCUAGGCCAUUAGAACGUGUUUUAAAAUAAUUAGAUUAGCAGACUGAGUUCUUUUAGAGUGGCUUUUUAAUGAUUUUUCGAAAUUUUAUAUUUUAGUUGGGCUUCUGUGAGUUGAGGUUGUUGUGCAGUGUGCUGUAGCCAAUCACAGUAAAGAUAUCAUCAAAGCCAAUACCAAAACCAAAAGUUGUUGCGGUUUGUUUACCGAAACAUUCCCACACUUCCAAUUAUAUUUAGAUAGAGAUGCUGUCGUUUUGGUGAUCUGAUACGAAACUCAAAACAAUUGUGAUUUGGUUAUCUAAGCUAAGGUUUUCCGCGCUUAACUCUGUCACAUUUUUUCCCGCGCUUACCACACCGGCGGUUUAUUUCCCGCGUACCACCAGUCACCAUCCUGCCCUUACCCGCAAUGGUUGCAUUUUUCCCGCGCUCGCAAUCCACUUUAAUUUUCGCGCGCUUGCCACUAUUGCAGUACGUGUUCGCCUUUGGUUGACCUGAGAAUCCAAGAAAUCAUUUCAGAAUUUUAAAGGCACGUUAGUUGGUUACAGAAAGCUGGUACGAGACAAACAUUUUAUGAGGAAUAUCUCAAUUUUAAAAAGUCAAGACAUUGGUUUUUAAAAUACGCAUGCUAUUGAAUAACUGACAACCAGUGGUGUAAAUAUUGACCGAAGUAUAUUUAAGGGGACAUGGGAACCAAUUGAAGUUAAGUAUGAUUCUAUUACACACCUAGCUAGAUAUUGUUAGCAAAUAUUUGUUAACGAGCUGGUCAGUAAAAGGACACAAAAUAAAUAAUGCUGGC
Orbicella faveolata is the source of this 4070-nucleotide messenger RNA. Its product is annotated as solute carrier family 60 member 1-like. Gene Ontology annotation, molecular function: D-glucose transmembrane transporter activity. NCBI's taxonomy places the organism in Eukaryota, Metazoa, Cnidaria, Anthozoa, Scleractinia, Merulinidae. The record is from RefSeq and is a predicted model, not a curated record. Gene Ontology annotation, biological process: transmembrane transport.